AUGAGCUUUGACACUUUGUACAAAGUGUUCAAGGCACUACUUGCUAGUUGCAAGGCUGUUUGCCAUGAAGUAGCAACAUCGUUAUGGGAGGUUGAAGCCUCAGAGUGCAUGACAGCAUUCAAUCAGGUGCUUCACCAGGAGAACCAAAUCCGACUCAAUUUGAAGGACAAACAGCUGAAGAAGAUCAGGAACUACUUUUCUGAGCGUGAGCCCACAGAAAUCGAUGACAACAUGGAUUACAAUCAAGCCAUCUACAACAAUGAAUGCAAAAUGCUUUGUGCCAUCACCGCCCAAGCAGAGAUAAUCUCAAGACACCUGGGCUCACGUGCCAGGCAUGAAUUAUUAGCAUCUACCGGCAAAGCUCCCUACCUCCCUCGUUUUGUGGAUGCUUUGCAUAAUAGGGACAGCAUCACACGUGGCCAGGCCAGCAGCGCUCAUGCGGCAUGCAGUUGUGACAUAUCAAUGAUUAUUAUCAACUGGUACUGCCCUGCUUCGACCAUUCAAUAA
Molecule: messenger RNA, 507 nt
Organism: Suillus subalutaceus
Lineage: Eukaryota; Fungi; Basidiomycota; Agaricomycetes; Boletales; Suillaceae
Exons: 3
Coding region: 1-507 (168 amino acids)
Source: RefSeq, a predicted model, not a curated record